AUGUAUGAGAAUAAAACUCAUAUUCGUGUUUGUCUAUCAUUUCGUUGCAAAAUCGUGUUAUUGGUAACACUGUUUAUUUAUCUUUGGUUUUCAAUUCGUUGGUCACAUAAUCUUCCUAGUAGACCAUUGUUUGAAAAAAUAUUGAUUGACGAUGAUUGGGAAUUUUCGUUUGACGAACUUACAUGGAUCAUGGUAACGUUGCCUCAUACACCUCGAGUUGAACCUAUCGAGAAAGUUGAACAACAAUGGCAAGGAACAUGUUUCUAUCGGAGAAAAUUACCAAUCGUUGACAAUUCAUACAGGAUACUUCAAUUCGAUGCAGCUAUGCAUGAAGCCGAUGUCUGGGUGGAUGGCGUGCAUGUAGUUCAUCAUCUUGGUGGUUAUUUACCAUUCGAUGUAAAUGUUUCGCAUGGCAAUAAUAUUACAGUUCGUCUGAGAAAUACGGACAAUCCGAUCAUUCCACCGGGAAAAACAUUAUCAGAAUUAGAUUUUAAUUAUUACGGUGGCCUCUAUCGCCAUGUGUGGCUUUUUAAGAAGUCCUAUCAAUUGCGUUUUGACCGAGACAUUCGUGUUCAAUAUGAAAAUGUCAAUCGAUCUCAAGCGACUGUGCGCAUUCGAUUUAAUAUCACACAUGAUCAGAAUACAUUGAAACGCUAUCGUAUUCGAUAUUUAUUGAACGGAGACGAACUAUUUCCUUCGAAAGUUAUAGAUCUAGCAAAUCCAUCGAUGAAUUCUGUUGCAUACGAUAUAAAAAUUAUCGUUAUUCAUCCUCGUCUUUGGUCACCAUGGAAACCGAAUCUCUACACACUUUCACUUGGACUUCGAAGUAAUAUCGGAACGAAAGAGAUCGUUUUCGAUCAAGAAAACAUCACCAUCGGUAUUCGCUCAUUCGAAUUUCGAUCAAAUAGUUCAUUCUUGUUUUUGAACGGUGAAAAAUUAGAUUUUCUCGUGGGAACGAAUCGCCAUCAAGAGUAUCCGUACGUUGGUUAUGCUGUCCCUGAUCGAGCACAGCGUCGGGAUGCUUAUAAAAUCAAAGCGGCAGGUUUUCACUUAGUCCGUUGCUCUCAUUAUCCUCCUUCGAUAGCUUUUCUCGAUGCUUGUGACCGCUUAGGACUGCUUGUUAUCAAUUCAAUACCUGGUUGGCAAUUCUUUGGCAAUAAGACUUUUCAAGCAAAUGCUCUUGAUGAUGUGCGCCAGAUGAUGCGCCGUGAUUCUAAUCAUCCAUGCAUUUUUCUUUGGGAAGCAAGUCUCAACGAGAGUCCGAUGAGUCGAGAAUUUAUGGCUAGAGCUCAUGCAAUUGUCAAAGAAGAACUCUCUAAUGGUUUGACUAGUGGAUGGCUUGAUGAAGAAAACAUCUACGAUGUAUUCGCACCAGCUCGACAACAUAGGGAUAGGCCCUAUUUUUAUCGAUUUUAUCGAGCAAAAAAUAACAAACCAAUUUUUCUGGCCGAGUAUGGUGAUUGGGAAUACUAUGCAUCGAAGAACCAUAAUUUUAAUCAAACAUUUCUUCCUCAGUUAGAACAAUUCCAGAACACGUCAAGACAAAGACGAUGCGAUGGCGAAAGGGGUUUAUUGCAACAGAUAUUCAAUUUUCAAGAGGCUCAUAAUGAUAAUCGCCUUGCAAGUAAAACAGCUUGUAUCAUAGGCGAUGCUAAUUGGGUGAUGUUUGAUUAUAAACGAGGUUAUGCGCCUGAUAUUGAGGCAUCUGGAAUUAUGGAUAUAAAUCGAUUACCCAAAUUUGUUUUCUACUUCUAUCAGUAA
Molecule: messenger RNA, 1761 nt
Organism: Rotaria sordida
Lineage: Eukaryota; Metazoa; Rotifera; Eurotatoria; Philodinida; Philodinidae
Source: the annotation of a GenBank genome assembly